Molecule: messenger RNA, 5194 nt
Organism: Lates calcarifer (barramundi perch)
Lineage: Eukaryota; Metazoa; Chordata; Actinopteri; Centropomidae
Product: eukaryotic translation initiation factor 5A-1
Exons: 6
Coding region: 660-1118 (152 amino acids)
Biological process (GO): positive regulation of translational elongation; positive regulation of translational termination
Molecular function (GO): RNA binding; ribosome binding; translation elongation factor activity
Source: RefSeq, a predicted model, not a curated record
AGAGAGCAGAGAGCAGACAGGUAUAUCAUGAUCUGCCCCUGUGAGACUCCCUGGAUUUUUAGUUACUUACGGUUUUAUUUUGAAAUUACUUUCCUUGUUGUGUCCAUUAUGAUUUUGCUUCCUGUCCUUGUGUGUGUUUUUUCCCUGCAGCAUUUCACCCCCUCACCUGUUCCCACUUCGCCAAUCAGCCCUGCAGCCACCUGGUCUUUCACCGCCUGUACUUCAUCCCAUAAUCAACCUGGACUCUAUAUAUAAGUGUCUGUCUCUGUCAGUUUUGUCUUUGUCUCUAUUUCCUUGAGUUACUGCAAGUGUCUGCUUUUGGAUUUCACCUGUGUGAGUUCCUGCUUCUACUGUGUUUUGAGUUUUUCUAGUGUUUCUGACUCCAGCAUGUGUUUUGGCCUACCAGUGUUCCUCCUGUUCUCUUCAUCUGCUUCCCACCGGAUGGUUGUGCACAGGUAUGCGUGGCGGUGCGGACGUCCCAUCCUGACAGGCGCUGCACUGCACCGUUCCGACGUUUCUGUGAGCAACGCCCCCCUCCCGCACCUCUGUCACCGGAGCCUGUACCUGCCCUCUCUGCUCCUCCUGCGGUACAAAAGCUCUACGCAUGCGAAGUGACUUUCCCUUUUUGGUGUAAGCAAGACACAAGCCCAUUUCCAAUCAUGGCGGAUGAUGAUUUCACUGUUGCGGAGUCUGGGGCUUCGUCAACAUUCCCCAUGCAGUGCUCAGCACUGAGGAAGAAUGGCUAUGUCAUGCUGAAAGGACGUCCCUGUAAGAUCGUUGACAUGUCUACCUCUAAGACUGGCAAGCAUGGGCAUGCCAAGGUUCACCUUGUUGGACUUGACAUUUUUACUCAGAAGAAGUAUGAAGAUAUUUGCCCAUCCACCCACAACAUGAAUGUCCCAAAUGUAACAAGGAAAGACUACCAGGUAAUUGAUGUCUCAGAUGGUUAUAUCGGCCUAUUGGAUGACAGCGGAGAAACCAGAGAGGAUCUUAAAGUGCCAGAUGGUGACCUGGGUAAAGAAAUUGAGAAAAAGUUCAGCAAUGGAGAACAGUUUGUGGUCACUGUGAUGAAAGCUUUAGAUGAAGAGCAUGUAGUUGGCACCAAGGUCUUGACUUAAGUCCAGGACAGAAGUGGAGACCUCACAUUCUUAUCAUCCAUUAUGGUUUAAGCCUCACCAAAGCUACUGGCCUUCACCCCACAUCUCCACCAGUUUCCCUGCUGGUCAAGUGAAAUCGGGAAACUGGACUGGCUCAGCUUCUUCAACUGUACCUCAGGCUCAGGGCUGACUGGCAUUCUCUUCAGUCAGUGAAGUUAUCCACCCGUAGUCAUCACAGCUUAACUUUGCAAAUGGUACUUAUUUCAUUCCAAAAAUUCUUUAUAGUAUUCCAGCAAUUCAUAACAUUCCUUUUACAGUAUGGGUAAUAUUCUUUUUUUUUUCUCUGUGUGCAUUACUUUUUAAAUCACUCUUGUUUUUGAGUUGGCUGCAAACAUGUACUCCAAGGCUCAUUUACAGUGAGGAUGCUGCACCUUGUGUUUAACCUAAAUUCUCCCCUAAAUGAUUUUAUCUCCAUUGACAUCACAUCUUAAGCAAGCUCCAGCUCUACUUGUACACAAUUCAGAGGAAAAAAAACCUAGCAUCAUUGAUAGCCUGAAUAUGCCUUUCUGCCUUUGACAAUUUACACAUAUGCAUUCACAUGCACACUUAGAAUUGACUUAAACAUGGCAUAGCAGUUACAAAUUUAUAACCUAACCCAAACAACAAAAUUUAAUUUACUCUGCAUCUCAGUUGCAGAUCUCGUGUCAAGCUUUCUACUGCAUCUAGCCAGGUCUCAGUAAGAUAGGCCUUUCCUAGCAGGGAACUCUGCUGUCUCAGCUGUUCUGAAGCUGAACAGGCCUGGACAGGGGUGGUUGGGUGGGGCCAUUUUCCUCUUCUAUGCUAUGAAACUUUUUCCUUUCACUUGAGGCCUUUAUGAGCUGACAAAUGUAUAGAAAAUGAUUUUUGAAAGAACAAAACACUGAAAACAUUUACUAUUAUAGGCUUAAAACAAUUUUAUCUUGAAGCUGAAUUUCAAUAAUUAAACAAAUUUUGCAUUAUUACAGUGCUAAAGAUGUUGGCGCUUCUUGGCACACAAUAGUGGAAAUGGGAAACCAUUUUAAGUCUUACCUGGUGUAGCUAAACCUAGGCAGUAGUUCUGCUGCAGGUUAUCAAAGUCCUGUUGUGAUCGGAUACAUUGGUGCGCAAGAACAGAAAAGAUGAGUGCUACCAGGUUGUGGGUGGGGGAGUUGGGCUAAAGUGGUUGUGGAAAGUAAAUUUGGGGGUGGUUGGUCUGUUAAAUGGGAUUUUAAGGGUUAUUGUGUUGAGUUUGUACUCUAUAAGAAAUUGUGGCUCACAUGAAUUUCUACAAAAUCAUGCGGAAUGGUGGUUGUUCUGUAGGUUUCCAUCCACACACAUGAAAAAGUCAUUGGGAGACAUCAGUAAUAGCAAGAAAAUCAGAAUGUGUUUACAUGCACUGCGUUAAUGUGGUUGCAGAACUUGCAUUUACAUGCAGGUAGUCAAUUUUCUCCCCUACCUCCUACUAUAACCUUAAAAAUGAGUGGUGUAUUUUAAGUGUAUUAGCAGUAUAUUUGAAGCACUGCAGGCUGUUUUUCCUGUCUUCAGAUCAGAGUGUUGAGGAUUGAUGGAGCAGUGAGAGGACAGACUCUAGUGACAAAAGCAGUUAUUCAAGAGUGCAUGUGUUAAGAAAUGUAUAAGUAACCUGCUGUUCUGCUGUGGAAUUAUCUCAUUUAGACCUGUUUGUUUUAGUAUUAGUUUUAAUCUGACUUUGGAUUUUUGCUACAAGGAUGCACUAUUAUGAGUUAUACAAUCUUUCCACCUUCUGCACUUCUGUUAUAGCAAUAUAGAAGUUUUAGUCAAGAACCUGUGCUCUCAUAAAGGAUAGAAAUUGAGUUAAAUGUAAACAGGUUAAAGAAAUCAGAUUUUUCCUGUUUACAUGACCUCAGUUAACAAUAAUCAGAUUAGUGCAGAGCCUGUCAAGCUGGAGUGUGACCUUUGAUAGUGUCAUCAGUGACAUCGUCAGAGUAAACCAUGCUACUUUGGUAACAGCAAGUGCAGUUUAAAAUAAAUGGAGGGUUAGGGUCCCAACAACUGCUAAUCCAAAUAAACUUCACAGUUGACACUGCAAUGCUUGUUUGAAGUCAGUUGGAAGAGCAGAUGUCGAGAAAAUCGAAGGACCGACAGAUGUUUCUCCAUUUAUUAGGAUGCUUGUAAACACACUGAUUGUAAUAUUGACAUUGGAAGGAUUCUGUUUCAUUUUCAAGUUGUCCUUCGUGCAACGGCAGCCGGUCUGUUAUUUUUGUCCAGUCCACUUAAAGUAUUUUUUGCUUAUGUCAAGACACCAAAAUAAUCCACUGGGUGUUGUAUUGUUUUGUGUUUAGUUCUGCAUGAACUUUGUUUCUAGUCAUUCCAUUCCUGCUCAGCGUGUGGUGUUUUCCCUGAAUACUAUCAUAUUGGGAACUGUGGCAUUACAACAGUGGCUUCUAACCCUGGCUUUUUCUCCUAGCCAUCUAGAUUUUCACUUGUACAAAACAGCACAACAGCAGUACUCUGGAUUGCAAGGAGCAAAAGUUGAAGCCACUUGACUGUAGUCAUUGUACUGGUACAUGGUACCAUUUCAUAUUGAUAACUAAUUUCUUCAAAUAAGAGAUUUAAAAAAACAAAAAAAACAAAACACAUUUGACUAGCGAAUGGAAUGCUUCAAAGGCAGUGUAGUAGAAACUUGGAUUGUGUUGCACCCUGCGGGCCACUUUGUAUAAAUUGGCUGAUUAUCAUUCUAUGGUAAGUGGGAGCUCAUGCAAGACAACCUUAAGUCCUCUUAAAAUUUAAGCCUGCGGCACCUCAACCCGAUUUUAUCAUUCUCUGGGAGUAACAAGCCUUAAGAAUGUGUGGAGAAAGCAAAACCACUCAUAUGCAAAUUGCAGGAACUUUUUUGGUGGGAGAGUAAACAAAGCUGUACAAGAGUUAAGCUAGUUUGCCCAGUGAGCCAACACCCACUUUGGCAUUGUUUGGCAUUGCAUUAUUUUGGUUGAAAGCAUGCCAUCAUGCUUGCGAAAACCAGAUUUUGUUUCUAGUAUACUGCCUUCUGAAAUGCAUGUGUAGAUUUUCAAAAAUAAUUCUCGUCUUCAUAUCCAGUCAGUAGUGAAUUUUAAUAGUAAUGGCAUGAGGUUUCUAUGCUAAAAUAACCACGCUCCUUUUCCACAGCCCUAACAGAAGAUGACAGUCUUCCUUAAGCCAUAUUUGUGCUCUGUUACAUGUUUCUGUAACUGAGGUCAGAUGCAGGAAAAUCAACUUUCUCACCAUUAGUCCCCUUCAGUUACUCAGCUGCUCUGGCCUCUGAUAUGUAGCACUAAUUACUACCACACGUCAAUGAUCCUCUACCUUUUAACUGUCUUAAAGGCGUCUCUCAAGUGGAGACAGGUAACAGGACUGACCUCUGAUUCCGUUUGAGAAAAUGUUUACACUGUAAGGGAGGUGGCCCUGUCCCCGUUGGCCUCACAAGCUGAUCUUGGAUCAGGGUCUGCUAGGGAUACAAAAUGACUGACAUCAGUUUCACGAGGGCAGAUUAUCUCAGGGCUCCAAAUGGAGUGUUAGGAGAUGUGUUAUUAACAGUGUCAGUAGUGAGGAUAAUAAAUGAGAUUAUUUGCAUGGUUUUUAUUUUCAUUCAUUUGUCUUAGAAGUCUUAAUUAUUCUGCUGUUGAAGAAUGUUUGUUUUUCCAUAGUCCUCUCUGGCGCCUCAUCGGAGACCGUCUGCUUUACAUUCUCUCUCUGUCUUUAACUCUGCUUCUUCAUUACUCUUUCAAGAAACAGUGGUUAAUUUGUAUGUUUAGAAUACAGGUACAGUGUAUUACUUUAGAACGGGGAAUAGGUGAGUUAGUCUUGUAUACUGUAUGUUCCUUGUGUGUUCAGAGGAAGGGGGUUAAGGUUAUUUCCCCAGGUUGUGACAGGUCUCUUACUUCCUACGAUGUCAGAUCUGAACAACCUCCAGGGAAAUCUGACCUUGAACCUUCUGGAACAUAAAGAUACAAAAGACUUCUCUCCUCCCUAGUCCAACCAAUGUAUGGCUGCUGUCUUAAAAAAACACAACUGUCUGUUUUUAUUGUGUAGGCAAAAUAAAGUUACUGGCUACAAGAAAUAAA